Messenger RNA from Penicillium argentinense, 1239 nucleotides. RefSeq lists its product as uncharacterized. The transcript is spliced from 4 exons. Gene Ontology annotation, molecular function: O-methyltransferase activity. NCBI's taxonomy places the organism in Eukaryota, Fungi, Ascomycota, Eurotiomycetes, Eurotiales, Aspergillaceae. The record is from RefSeq and is a predicted model, not a curated record. The coding region runs from base 1 to 1239 and encodes 412 amino acids.
AUGUCGACAACCGACCUGAUCGAAGCCCUCCAUCUCCACGCCACCGCUGCAACGGUCUCGGCCCUACCGCAGGCAGAGCGUCGGCAACUCCAGCAAGCAUGUGAUCGGUUACAGCGCAGCCUAGAGUCCCCCUUGGACACCACGGCGCGCCUCGUAUUCUCGGCCCACCAGGCCAUGGCCAUCCGUUUGGGCGUCGACCUGAAGCUGUUUGACGCGAUAGCCGCACGGGCUGGCCCUGUCGAGUCCUCGGCGAGCUCGUUUAAGGUGCACGAGCUCACGGAGGAGCUGCGGGCGGACCCGUUGUUAGUUCGGCGGAUCGUCCGAUUUCUCGCGGCCAUGGAUGUGGUUAGCGAAGUGGAGCGAGAUGCGUUCGUCCAGACUCCAUUGGCCGCGGCCUUUGUAUCCAGCUCGCCUCUCUCCGCAGCGGUGAUCCACAGUACACAUUUCACCACGGUUUUAUCGAGGUUGCCAGAGUAUUUCCAUGCCAAUGGAUGGACCUGUCCAAAUGAUGGAUUCGACGGGCCAUUCCAGUUCGCCAUGGGCACCGAUGUCCACUAUUUUGAUUUCCUGAGCUCACACGAGUAUUAUGGACAAGCCUUCAACACAGUCAUGUCCUCGUCCUUCCGCCGUCGGGGCCGAGACUGGUUUGAGUUUUUCCCGGUCGCCAAGCGACUACAGGGGGUCAAGGAUACCGAUGCGCUGAUUGUCGAUAUCGGCGGGGGCCAGGGCGAGGAUCUGAAGAAUUUCCGAACCCAAUUCCCCUCGUUGCCCGGCACUCUCAUCUUACAAGACCUACAGGCCGUGGUUGAGGGUGCUCACGCCCUCCCGGGGAUCGAGGCCCAGGGGUACAACUUCUUCGAACCCCAGCCCGUGCGGGGUGCCAGGGUCUAUUUCAUGCGGACGGUUUUGCACGACUGGCCGGAUAGACAGGCAGCGCAGAUCCUGGGGCGUGUGCGCGAUGCCAUGAGCGACGAGUCGAUCUUGUUGAUCAGUGAAACGUUGCUCCCGGAGUCCGGGGUCUUGUUGUCUUCGGUGAUCUCUGAUAUGCAGAUGAUGGGCUCGUUCGCGUCCCUGGAGCGAACCGAGGAGCAAUGGCGAACCCUGUUGGAGGACUGUGGCUUCGAGCUGGUCUCGGUAUGGCUGCCCCAAGAGUGCGAUCACAGUGCCAAGUCGUUAUCGGAACAGCCUGCUCUGCUAGAAGCCCGAUUAAUGAGGCAUGCUGUCGACACUUCGUCAUAG